Messenger RNA from Musca domestica (house fly), 3320 nucleotides. Its product is annotated as DDB1- and CUL4-associated factor 8. The record is from RefSeq and is a predicted model, not a curated record. NCBI's taxonomy places the organism in Eukaryota, Metazoa, Arthropoda, Insecta, Diptera, Muscidae. The coding region runs from base 275 to 2773 and encodes 832 amino acids. The transcript has 8 exons. Gene Ontology annotation, cellular component: Cul4-RING E3 ubiquitin ligase complex; cytoplasm. Gene Ontology annotation, molecular function: protein binding.
AACUUCACUGAGCACCGACUGCGGCAUCUGAGAGUUCAACACCAUCAGAAGCUGCUAUUUUAUUAAUUAAUUAAAUAAAAAAAACGUCGUAGCAACAAAACAAAUUCGGUUUACUUUAUGUGAUAAUCCAAGAUUUGUUUUUAACCCGUUGAAAAGGACAUUUUGUGUCCCGAUUACUAAAAAGAAAAUUGGCAUUUCCAAAGUAAAAAGCAAAAAAUAUUUCCUGCAGUGACGUUUCAAGAAGAGAAUAAUUUUCCCAACAUCAUCAAAAGGAAUGGAUGAAAAAGUCGAGACCCCAAAUGCAAUAGGACGUAAACGCAGUCGAUCAAAUGAGGAACUAAAGAAGGGCGAUAAGGACCUGACCUCAUCGAGUUGCAGUAGUGGUCAGCAUAGCCCAUAUGAUAACCAAGAAACGAAUGUGAGUGCAUGCAGCAACAACAGCAGCGUCUCUAAUAAUAACAACAAUAGUGAUAGUGGUCUCAGUUCUAAAAUGGAAGAAUCAUCAUUUGGUGAUGCGGAUUCUAUGAUGAUGACAAUUGAUUCCAAAGCUGACGACGAAGAGGACUUAAAUAGCUCACCGAAGGCUGCGAGUGGUGAUAAUAUUUUACAGGAGGAAAGUAUGGAAAGUUUAACUGCUGCCUGUGCUGCUGCUGCUGAAUCUGAUGGAGAAACCCCUUGCUCGUCGUCACAUCUUAUUAAACGCUCGAAACGAAAUCGGUCUCGUAAUUAUCGUAAAACAGAUCGUUCAACGUCAUCAGAAGAUGAGGGUGAGCGAAAGCGUAAUGAAAACAACGAUGUAGGAUCUAAAAUGGCAAUAGAAGUUCCACCAGCUCAUGACAUCAACUCAGAGGAGGCCUUAAAUCCAGUGGAUGCCGCUAAUAGUAUUGCUCAAGAGGAAAGUAUGGAGAGCUUGGCGGAUAAUGGCGAAAGUACUACUGCCGAUGUAGAAAAGCCAUGCACUUCCUCAAAAAUUGUAAUACGUUCCAAACGCAAUAGAUCUCGUAAUAAUCGUACAUCUGAACGUUCCGCAUCAACUUCAUCGUCGUCGUCGUCUUCCUCCUCUUCUCAAAUAUCAUUUCAUAUUGUCCAACCGGCAGCCGAAUCAAAUGAAAAUAAUGAUCCAGACGUCCAAAUGGUCGAGCGAACUUCUUCCCCAGCAUCGAGUGAACAAUCCGAGGAAUCCUUUGCCCUCCCAAGUCCAGACUUCCCCGAUGAGGAGGAUGACGAUGACGACGAUGACAGCGUCACUGACUUUUUGGGACCUAUUUUAAGGGGCAGAAAUAGUUCAGAUUAUGUUUCACCCGAUUCAGCCGACUCGGUGCGUAUAAAGGAGAAAGAUGAAGAGGUUAAUAAAUUGUUGAAUAAACAGAAACCGGCUUAUACUUGGAGUGCUGCCUACGAGCUAAUGCGUCGAGAACAUGGACUGAGUGGUGAUGGCAGAACUUCACUACGUAACGGCUUUACAUAUGGUUUCAAUAAUCGUUUCUAUGCUUCUCGUCACGUUGUGGAACGUAUGAAGCUAUCUCAUGUUUUAAGGAAACAUAAUGGCUGCGUCAACUGUUUAAAUUUUAAUAAGAGUGGAGACCUCCUGGUGACCGGUUCAGAUGAUGCUCGACUGAUCGUCUGGGAUUGGGCUGGCAAUAAGGUUAAACAUAUAUGGAAAUCUGGUCAUAGUUCCAAUAUAUUCCAAUCGAAAUUUGUGCCAACCUCUCCAUUUAUUGAUAUAAUAUCAGCAGCCCGUGAUGGUCGUGUGAGGCGUUCAAUUGUUCCAUCUUCGGGGGGAAAAGUACAAACGUCCAAUCUAUAUAUCCAUCGUGGGCCGGUCCAUAAGCUAGUAAUAUGUCCCGAUAACCCUUCGGAAAUUAUAAGUGUGGGCGAAGAUGGUUUCAUUUGCAGCAAAGAUUUACGAGAGGAGUAUCAUAAAAUUGAUUUGCUGCAGGUCAUGUCACACGUAAAGAAAUCGAGGAAGGUGCGCCUGUUUAGUAUUUCCCAUCAUCCGUUUGCACCGGAAAUCUGUGUCAGUGGCAGUGAUUGUUAUGUGCGUGUCUACGACAAGAGAUCAAUGAAGGAUCCCGUACGCACAAUGUGUCCCGAACAUAUACUUGAAGCCUGUACCCCCAGUGUUACCUGUUGUGUUUACAAUAAUACUGGCACGGAAAUUUUGGCCUCCUACAGCGAGGAAAACAUUUAUUUGUUUGAUAACAAAAAUUAUGUGGAUGGAGAAUAUCUGCAUUGCUACAAGGGUCAUUACAACCAAAAGACCAUAAAAGGUGUCAACUUUUUUGGCCCCAAUUGUGAGUAUGUCAUCAGCGGCAGUGAUUGUGGAAAUAUUUUCUACUGGGAUAAAAACACCGAGGCAAUUCUUAAUUUUAUGCCUGGUGAUACUGCUGGUGUGGUGAAUUGCCUUGAGCCGCAUCCUACCACACCCAUACUUGCUACUUCUGGCCUGGAUCAUCACAUUAAAAUAUGGACCCCAAGUGCCGAAAAGUAUCCUCCUGAUCUAACUAAACUUACCAGUUGUGUGCGCCGCAAUCUUCGACGCACUGUUAUUGACGAAGCUAUUCAAUUUGAUUACAAUCAAUUGCAAUAUUUCAUCAGACAGACCCUCUGCCGUCACAGACGACGAAAUCGUGAACGCAACAAUGAUGACGAAGAUGAUAGCGACGACUCCCCCUCAUCUUCGGUUGAAUUACAUACCGAUAACGAUGACUCUGACGACGAUGAUGAUGAAGAUGUGUCUAAUUUACAGCGUCUCAAUUGUGGUACUCAAUAAACGAAAAUUUACACUUGCCAUAGAUUUUUCCAAAAGGAGGAAAUUUUAUGAGACUGUGUUUUUUGAAAACAUUUCUCCUUUUGCCUAGUGCGUUUAGUUUUCUUUUCGGCAAUAAAAUACUUGUUCUGUGUAAAUGAUAAUAACUUUUUUGUGUUGCGCGCAAAUAAUUUGCAGCUUUAACCAUGCAAUCAACAGCAUGAUCAUCUACUUUUAUGUAUGUUAUUUUAAUUUUGUUAGAUUGUAAGCAAGUUCACUUAUUAAAUUCAAAUUUAUUUUACUUUUCUUUUUGUGUCCUUUUUUUAAAACAAUUUUUUUUUGUGGUUUCUUUGUAAGGAUGUUUGUCUUCAAGAUGGGCAUUCAGGCUUUCAACCGAUAUUUAGAACAUGUAUCCGUUUCGGGUUUUAUAUUAACUUGUAAAAGCGAAAACUCGAAUCAUAAGUUUUAGAUCUUAAAUCGGUUAUCCGUUAAACAACAAGAAAAAAAUAUAUAUUUAUUUAUGAAUUUAUAAAAUAAUUGAAUUGGAUUAAUAAAAUGUUAUAUUAUCAGA